AUGUCAUCUUCAUCUAUAGAUGCGGAUAUUGCCACAAUAUUAAACAAUGCCACGAAUCAAAUCAAUCGAUAUAUUUCGUUGGUAGUAUUUAUAUUUGGUAUCAUUGGUAAUAUUCUGAAUAUUUUUGUCUUUUUACAUCGUACACUCAGAUCCAAUUCUUGUUCAUUACUAUUUUUAACAGCAUCAAUUGGAAAUAUCAUAACAAUAAUAAGUGGUUUAAUAACACGAAUGUUAUCUGGAUGGUCUGCUGAUCUUACAAAUACAAUUGAUUGGCUUUGUAAAUUACGUAUUGUUGUUCUUUGGACAUCACGAACAUUUGUUAUGUGGAUUCUUAUGUUAACAACUAUUGAUCGAUGGCUAUCAUCAUCUAUUCAUGUCCAUUAUCGACAAAAAACUACAUUGAAGAAUGCUUAUCGAGGAAUAUUUCUAGUAUUAUUAUUUUCUAUAAUUCUUAAUAUUGAUUUACUUUAUUGUUAUCAAGCAAAUCUUCUCAAUACACCAUUAAAAUGUUAUUCUAAAACAGAGAUAUGUCGUUUAAUUACAGAUUUUACUUAUGCAUUGAUUAUUUAUACAAUUCCAUUAAUUUCAAUGACUUUAUUUGGUUUAGCAAUUAUAAAAACUAUUCGUCAAAUGCAUCAUCGCCGUGUACAACCAAUAGUGACAACAGAAACACCUAAUGGAUUGCAAACUGUUAAUAUACCGAUUGAUAAUUUAAAACAAAAGAAAAAAAUUGAUCGACGUUUACUACGAAUGCAUCUUAUUCAAGUAUUUAUAUUGUGUACCCUUAAUUUACCUGCUGCUAUUCAAAGACUUUAUUCAACGUUGACAAUCAAUAAUGACAAAUCAUUAAUUCAAUUAUCAAUUGAGAAUCUUCUUUUCAAUGUUGUCAUUCAUUUAAAUUAUAUAUCAAGUGGAAUAACAUUUUACAUAUUUACUUUAUAUGGAGGAAAAUUAUUUCGAAAUGCAUUUUGGGACUUGAUGAAAAAUAUUUUAUUUAUCAAAUAA
Messenger RNA from Adineta ricciae, 1005 nucleotides. The record is from the annotation of a GenBank genome assembly. Lineage: Eukaryota; Metazoa; Rotifera; Eurotatoria; Adinetida; Adinetidae.